AUUGUCUGGAGGGAAGGCAGGUGGACUUCCUCUGCACUCGCCUGGCAUGGGCUCUCAAGUUUCCAUUGGCUGGUAACAAAAUAGGGAGAGCGCAUUUGUGAGGGGGGCACUGGAUCCCAGGCUACACGAGGUGCUGAGAGGCACGUGCUCUUCAAGUAAAUGAAUGUGCCUUUUUCCUUCUCUUCUCUCUACGUCUUGUUUAGACGUAAAUGGGAUUGGUUGUGUGUCGCGGAUUAGCCAAUUUGCCAAGAGCAGGGGAAGGGGAGGGUCGAGACUCUGUUCUGGGCCAGUAAAAAGACUCACUACCUCUCUCCUCUGUCCUACUGGAAGUUGCUCGCUAGCUUAAUGUCUGUGGGGGUUAGGCAAGACUGGUCGGCACACUCUAGCUGGGACUGAGAAACGGGGAGAGGGAGCCAUGGAGGUCUUGUUGGUUCCCUUCUGCGGAGAGACAGGUGGACUUCAAUCAAGUUAUAAAAACAAGGACAAUCAACGGAAACAUGAUGCACGUGAUCUCAAUUUCGAAUCUCAUAGCAAAGUGUCUGAAUACUUAUGUAAAUAAGGCAAUAUAUCACUUGUGAUGCCGUCCGACUACAGCCCAGCAACAAAUAUCACACUAGAAGCAGUCAAUGCCAAUGUGAGGACCCAGAUGAUCAUCAGCACAGCAGAGAGAGUUUCUCACACAGGGAAUGUCCUCAUAGGUACCCCCUGCACACACACGCCAACUAUGAUUGACCAGGGACGCAACCAGGAUGCCAACAAGUGGACCCCAGGGGCCAAGAAGCGAACUCAUGAUUUCAUUGACUCAUAUUUCUCUGACCGGGAUGCGCUGUGCUCAGGAGACUCUUCAGCCAGCAAGCGACUGAAGGGCGAUAAGAACGGGAAGGGCCUGAGGCAUUUCUCCAUGAAGGUGUGUGAGAAGGUGCAGAAGAAAGGCACCACGUCCUACAACGAGGUGGCCGACGAACUGGUGGCUGAGUUCACCCACUCCACCAACGUCAUGGCCACAGACUCGCAGGUGUAUGACCAGAAGAACAUCCGCAGGCGUGUGUAUGAUGCUCUCAACGUGCUGAUGGCCAUGAACAUCAUCUCCAAGGAGAAGAAGGAGAUCCGCUGGAUCGGCCUGCCCACCAACUCGGCCCAGGAGUGUCAAAACCUGGAGGUGGAGAAACAGAAACGCAUGAAGAGGAUCAGACAGAAGAGAACUCAGCUGGAAGAACUCAUACUGCAGCAAAUCGCAUUCAAGAACCUUGUGCAGAGAAACAAAGUCAGCGAAACUUCCUCCCUGGCCCCUCCCCCUUCCGGCUCUGUCAUCCAGCUCCCCUUCAUCAUCCUCAACACAGACGUACGCACUGUCAUAGACUGCUCCAUCUCCAGUGACAAAUGCGAAUACCUUUUCAACUUUGACAACACCUUUGAGAUCCAUGACGACAUAGAGAUUCUGAAGCGCAUGGGGAUGUCCCUGGGCCUGGAGAGUGGGAAGUGCACCGCAGACAAUCUCAUUGUUGCCAAGUCCCUCAUCCCCAGGUCUCUGGAGACCUACGUCAUAGGCAUAGCAAGAGGCACCAGUCAAACAAGCUCUUUCCCAGGUGACCUAGACUCCGCCUCUUUGAAUGGAAGUCGGAGCUUCAGCCUCAGUUGCACCGCCUUCUCAGAGUCUCGAGGCCAGACGCCCAGCUCCUUCAACGAGGAAGAGGAGGACGAUGAUGAUGAACCCUCUUCCCCAGAGUGACUGACGGACAAACAGACAGCCGGGCAGGCAUCAGUGAUACACCAUACCGCUCCCUCUCUGGGACAGGACUCUUGUCUCCCACUCUGUUCACAGGGGGAAUGUAAGUUCUCUGGGAAUGUGGCCAGAUAUACAGGAAAUAAGCUGCCAAUCAUUCAGGUCUAUAACAAGAUAUUUUAGAAGCAUUUAUAUGUCGGUCUCCCUCUUAAUUUCUCCAUUGUAGUUAUUUUUUGUAAAUUACUUCCGUAGCGCUUUCUGCCAAGAGAGGGGAUAGCUGCGUAAUCUCAACUCCUCGAAAAAUGGUUUGUUGUCUUUAGAUGGAGUGCAAUGUUUUGUAGGUGUUUUCUACUAGACGUAAGCACUAGGAGCAGUGCGGCUAUGCAUCAAAACGCUCACACUGUCUCGACACACCAGACUCGGCGACUGAAUAUUUUUUGUGAUUGUUAAAGAUGUCUUAAAUAUUUAUUUUAUUUUUACAUUGAAACAUGUCAAACGUAUAUGAAUAGUAUGCGUGUUGAUGUAGGCUAGUGGUUUUGCGUUCUGUUCUAACUUUAACGCAACAACAAACAAACGUUACUUAUGAUACUCCUUUAUUCUUUUUGCAGUUUACUGUUAGCCACUUGAUGCAACUGUGUGGAAAGAUACCAGCAGCAAACUUUUGCCCAGGUAUUAGCUCUACCCUGUCUAGAAACGAGGGUACAUUAUGAGUAAAUGUAGUUCUCUUUUAAGUGUGAACCAUUAUUCCAUUAGUCUGUGUCUCAUCAAAUACCUUUUUUAAUAUAAUCCUUGAGCCAACAUGUAAUGGCCUAUUCUGUUAAAUGCGUUGCACCCUCCUGAAUGUGUCCUUGAUAUGUUGUCAUGAACCUUGAGCUCGUUAGGCCCUACACUCAGUGGACAUUCCACUUGGGGAAACGUGUGUACUCUCUUUUAGGAGGUUAUGCUAUGUAGUUGCAGAAAUGACUGGGUCUGUAAAUAUAUGUAAAUAAACAUCCAUUUUGGUUAAACCUG
Molecule: messenger RNA, 2734 nt
Organism: Oncorhynchus nerka (sockeye salmon)
Lineage: Eukaryota; Metazoa; Chordata; Actinopteri; Salmoniformes; Salmonidae
Gene: tfdp2
Product: transcription factor Dp-2
Exons: 13
Coding region: 578-1729 (383 amino acids)
Biological process (GO): regulation of cell cycle; regulation of transcription by RNA polymerase II
Cellular component (GO): nucleus; transcription regulator complex
Molecular function (GO): RNA polymerase II transcription regulatory region sequence-specific DNA binding; DNA-binding transcription factor activity, RNA polymerase II-specific
Source: RefSeq, a predicted model, not a curated record